AUGUCCUCUUUUAGACUUGGAGUCUCUAGGGUCGCCCGUCAGGUUCGGGCCCCUUGUGUGCGCAACACGAGGCGAUAUGCCUCCGACAGCCACGGUCCUGCCGACCACACCCACAGCGCUGCCGGUCAUGGGGAGCACCACCACGCCAAUGCCGCAGAUGCCAACGAGGAGCUUGGAACUGCCUUCUAUGUGAUAUUCGGCGCCAUCCCCGCAUUCGGUGCUCUUUAUUAUGUCUCUCGGCCGGGCAAGGACGGACAGCCGAACAGUAUCACGAAGUGGUUGCAGAAGUGGGAGGAGCACCAAGAGGCUUUGGCGGACAAGAACGCUCUGGUCACAGCGGCACUCGAGCAGGCUGCUCACGACAAGCAUCUUUUCUAUUACGUCGACCAACUGAGAAGCGGACACUACGAAAUGAAAUAUCCCGAGGUCUUCCAGCACGGUAGCGCGCGCAACGUCCCGGCCGGUACCUAUAUCAGCUUGGACAAGGUUGUCGAGGUUUACAGGAAGCAGCACCUUGACGAAGAGGAGCGCAAGGCGAAGAAGCUGGCGGCGGCCAACUAG
Messenger RNA from Neurospora tetrasperma FGSC 2508, 561 nucleotides. RefSeq names its product NADH dehydrogenase 17.8K chain. The transcript is spliced from 3 exons. Gene Ontology annotation, cellular component: mitochondrion. The record is from RefSeq and is a predicted model, not a curated record. NCBI's taxonomy places the organism in Eukaryota, Fungi, Ascomycota, Sordariomycetes, Sordariales, Sordariaceae. The coding region runs from base 1 to 561 and encodes 186 amino acids.